Messenger RNA from Oncorhynchus mykiss (rainbow trout), 5647 nucleotides. Its product is annotated as IQ motif and SEC7 domain-containing protein 1. Gene Ontology annotation, molecular function: guanyl-nucleotide exchange factor activity. The record is from RefSeq and is a predicted model, not a curated record. NCBI's taxonomy places the organism in Eukaryota, Metazoa, Chordata, Actinopteri, Salmoniformes, Salmonidae. Gene Ontology annotation, biological process: actin cytoskeleton organization; regulation of ARF protein signal transduction.
UGCUGUGUCACGCUGCUCUGCUCAGGCAGACAGCAACCCUGCGCGCCCAGGAGAUAGCGAUAGAAAAUGCCGCGUUAGAGGUUCAAAGAAAUUAGAGGGAGGAAGAGAGGACGAUGGGGAAUUAGAGGUUUGAGGGGAUUGAGCCGAGGACUAUCGAUGUUUCUCUUCUUCUCUCUUCUGAGUUAACGACGUUCUCUACCUGAAAUAACUGAAGUAUGCUAUCAGAGGCGAAUCAUUGGCGUGCGUCUCUCUACGAGCGGCUGUCCGUGUUCGAGCCAAAUUAACUACAAAACGGAAUAACGGUUUUUAUGCACCCGGACGAGACGUGAGUUAGUUACCAACAAUGUGGUGCAUCAAUUGCGCCUCGGACAAGACCCCUGCCAUUCUUCAUAAUAACAAGCUGAUAUACUGUGUGGAAGAGACUCCACGUGGAGACACAGGCAGUUUCUCCGACAGCACCUGUAGCCGGGGGCCCUACCUGAGCAGCUCUGAUCACCGCUACAGCAGUGGCCCCGGCCCACCGGACCCCCGAUCCCAACACCACCCCCAGGGCCCCCCGGUGGCCCCCCCCAGUCCUGCCUCCUUGGCCUGGGUCCAGAGGACCCGGUAUCAGCCUGCCAGCCUGGCGCUCCGAAAGCAGGAGGAGGAGGACAACAAGCGCUGCAAAGCCCUGUCCGACAGCUAUGAGCUCUCCACAGACCUACAGGACAAGAAGGUGGAGAUGCUGGAGAGGAAGUAUGGCGGUUACUUCCUGAGUCGGCGGGCGGCGCGCACCAUCCAGACGGCGUUCCGUCAGUACCGCAUGAACAAGAACUUUGAGCGGCUGAGAAGCUCCGCCUCCGAGAGCCGGAUGACUCGGCGCAUCAUCCUGUCCAACAUGAGACUACAGUACUCAUUUGACGAGCGGCAGGGCCAGCCCCAGGGACAGGGCCAGACCCAGGGACAGGGCCAGCCACAGGGACAGGGCCAGACCCAGGGACAGGGCCAGCCACAGGGACAGGGCCAGCCCCAGGGCCAGGGGGGACAGAGGUACCCCCACCCUGGAAGGGGGCAGCCUGGGGAUGGAGAGAUGGAGGCUGGGUCUCCUCCACUGUGCCAGGGGGACAUAGAGUACACACACCUGGAUGAGACCUUCUCCAAACAGGUGAAGUCCCUGGCUGACUCCAUCGAUGACGUCUUGACCUGUCAGUCUGGCGUGGAAGACUUUCAGGAGGAGGAGGAAGAGGAGGAGGAAGGUGACGGAGGCGAGACAGGGGUGGUGGCGGACGACUUUGGAGAGUGUGUUUGGAGACCGAGGGAGGGAGACAGACAGAGGGGCGGAGGAAGAGGAAGAGGAGGAGAGAGACAGAGCAUGCACGAGGACAGCAUAGCCACCUCCUACAGCGACGUGACCCUCUACAUUGAUGACCCCUCCUCGCCCCUGUCCCUGGACCGCGGCCCCAGCAGCACUGACACAGAAUACUGGAGCCCUGGAGUGGGUGGCGUUGGGGUGGGGGGGCGUGAAGACAGCCGGGACACAGAGGGAGGGGGCAGCAGUAACAGCCGACGCAGCACCCCCUGUACAGAGUGUAGAGACUACAGCCUGAGAGGAGCUCACCUGCCCCUGCUGACCAUCGAUCCCCCUAGCGACAGCUCUGUUGAAAUGAGUGACCGCUCGGAUAGAGGUUCGAUAGGUAGACUGGUCUACGAGACAGAGCCAGGGGGAGGUGGGGGAGAAGGGAGGUCGCCUCACGGCACCAUUAAACACAACCCCCACCCAAACCCCCACCCAAACCCCCACCCCAACCCCAACGGGCGCUCUGCCCCCACACACCCCCAGGCCCAAGGCCAGACUCGUACUGUGCUCCCUCACCGCCCCCACCCCUCGGCCAUACCCUCCCACCUGCCCUACCACACCAUCCUACACCACCACCAUCAGAUCCCGCACCACACCCAGCACCCCCACCACCCGUACCCCGACACUCCCUCUUCGUCCUCCCAGUCCCCGCAGGGACAACCCCUCACCCCUCUGUCUUCCUCCUCAUCCACCACACUGCCCCCUGGUGGCCUGGAGCAGGUAUGCUGUUCGGAUGGAGACAACGACUCUCUCAACUCCACCACCAACUCUAACGAUACCAUCAACUGCUCCUCCGGGUCCUCAUCACGCGACAGCCUCCGGGAGCCCCUCCCACCGCUCGGGAAACAGACCUAUCAGAGAGAGAGCAGACAAAGCUGGGAUAGCCCCGCCUUUAACAAUGACGUGGUGCAGAGACGACAGUACCGCAUCGGACUCAAUCUAUUCAACAAGAAGCCAGAGAAGGGUAUACAGUACCUGAUAGAGAGAGGCUUCGUAUCGGACACACCGGUAGGCAUCGCCCGCUUCAUCCUGGAGAGGAAAGGACUGAGCAGACAGAUGAUAGGAGAGUUCCUGGGCUGCAGACAGAAACAGUUCAACAAGGACGUACUGGAUUGUGUGGUAGAUGAGUUGGACUUCUCAGGGAUGGAUCUAGAUGAUGCCCUCAGGAAGUUCCAGGCUCAGAUUAAAGUCCAGGGGGAGGCCCAGAAGGUGGAGAGACUGAUCGAGGCUUUCAGUCAGCGGUACUGUGUGUGUAACCCGGUACUGAUCCGACAGUUCCAGAACCCUGACACCAUCUUCAUCCUGGCCUUCGCCAUCAUCCUCCUCAACACAGACAUGUACUCUCCCAACGUCAAGCCGGAGAAGAAGAUGAAGUUGGAGGAUUUCAUCAAAAACCUCAGAGGAGUGGAUAAUGGUCAGGACAUUCCCAGAGACCUGUUAGUAGGAAUCUACCAUCGGAUAGAGAAGUGGGAGCUACGCACCAACGAUGACCACGUGUCUCAAGUGCAGGCUGUGGAGAGGGUGGUCGUCGGCAAGAAGCCCGUGCUCUCGCUGCCACACCGCAGAUUGGUGUGUUGCUGUCAGCUUUACGAGGUGCCUGACCCUAACAGAAGCCAGAGGACUGGAGUCCACCAGAGAGAAGUCUUCCUCUUCAACGACCUGCUCGUGGUAACCAAGAUCUUCCAGAAGAAGAAGACCUCUGUGACAUACAGCUUCAGACAGUCCUUCCCCCUGGUUGAGAUGCAGGUCCACAUGUUCCAGAACCAGCACUAUCCCCACGGUAUCCGUCUGACGUCGGCCAAUCCUGGCGGGGAGAGGAAGGUUCUGAUUGUAUUAAAUGCUCCAAGUCAGCAGGACAGAACACGCUUCACCUCCGACCUGAGAGAGAGCAUCACUGAGGUGACGGAGAUGGAGAAAUACAGGGUGGAGUCGGAGUUGGAGAAGCAGAAAGGGGUGGUGAGACCUGUUGUGAGCGGGGCUGGCGGUGGUGGUCUGGGCAGUGGCUUGAAGGGCGAGGCGGUGAAUGGCACUCUGGGUAGACCCAGUCUGGAUGACAGCUAUGCUUCCGCAGACGGACUCAAACGUACCGCGCUCAGCUCAUCACUGAGAGACCUAUCAGACACAGGGAAGCGGGGCCGCCGAAACAGUGUUGGCUCCUUGGACAGCACAAUGGAAGGUUCCAUCAUUAGCAGUCCCAGGCCUCAUCAGCGCCCCCACAUGGCUGGAGGUGUAAUGCCACCCGGCAGCUAUGACAUCCAAGAUUACCGGCCUCACCGCCCCAUCCUGAGCCCCGGAAUGGGGGUGGGGGGUGGGCCGGGGCUAAAUCACAAUACCGCUACUGGGACGACGGCACUGGGUCCCAGCAGCGGAGACCGAGGGGGGACGGGAGCCCUGGGGAGCGGGUCUGGAGGGGGAGGGGGCAGUGGAGGCUCCUUCCUGGGUUCCCUGUUCGGGAGCAAGCGCGCCAGCACCAAGCCCCCUGGUCCUCUCCCCCCUCUCCUCCCACCUGGGCUGCCACACUACCCUGCACCUGUCCCCCCGCCCACCACUGGCGGCCCGCCCCCACACUCCCCCUCCUCCCUCACCCACUCCGACACAGGAGGACCCUCCAAAAUACAGGCCCUGCACGCCCAAUAUUGCUACAACAGUACCGCAGGGCAGCAGCCUCCUCCGCCCUACCACCACCACCACCGCUACCACGCCCAGGCAGGGCCCGCUCCCAGCCAGCCCUCCUCCACCGUCCAGGGGGCCCCUGGGCCUCAUAUCCUCCACAGGGGCCCCAUGGUAGGGGUCCCCAAGAGGCCGGACCCCGGUCCCGCUCCCUCCCACCCACAGCUCCAACAGCUGUCCCAGGUUCAGCUGGCCCAGCUGCAGCAGCAUGGUGUACAGUGUGUACAGGGCCCCGGUCCUGUUCCCUCCCAGGGUCACGGAGGGUGCUAUACCAACAUGGGGGUUACUAUGGGGGUAGGCUGCCCCACUCCACCCCUUUCACCUCACCCCCCCCGCUCGCCGGGGCCCGCACCCCUUACCCUCUACCACACAUACUCCACACACGGUCGGGGAAGAGGAGGAGGAGGCGCCAAGCUCCCUCUUACUCUCUCACACUCGCAACCCCACCCUCACGCCCACACCCACGCCCCUCAUCGUACCGCUCUUACCCACAACCACAGCCCCCAUCCCGGCCUGUCCCUCAGCCCCCACCCCGGCCUGUCCCUCAGCCCCCAUCCCGCUCAACACCCCAAGCACCAGACUCACUUCAUCUUCGCUGCCCCGCCGCCCCAGACCCCCGUCGCCCGGCACAUCCCCCAGGCCGCCGCCCACGGCCAAUACCACCCUCAAUACCCCCCGCUCUCCUCCAUACCACCCCCCCCUUCGCACUCCCCUUUACCCCCCCCUUCCUCCCCCAAUACCCCACUUACCCCUAUCUCCCCUUACGCCCACCCCCUCCAGCACCAGGGAGGGCAGCAGGGGUCUGGCGGGGGCAACAGCAGCACGGGGUCGGGCAGCACCACCAGCUCCAAGUCCAAGCCUAUCAACCGCAUCAGCACGGUGGUGUGAGUGUCAGGAGACGCAACAACCCUCCCAGACACCAGGGGGCACCGCUCGUCAGACUGAGGUCGACAGACCAGAACAACUACAGGUUUAAGAGUGGCCACGCCCAGAUCAUCCAAUAUGGCCGCCGGCGCUCUGGGAGAGGCAGGAGGCGGUACUUGCUCAGGCUGUGUUACUUCCACCUCCGGUUCCCUCACAGAUUCACAUUCAGGUAGAGAGGAAGACAUGAAUGUCAGCUGCAGGAUAAUAAACUUCUUAACUGUUAGACCGAGAGGAAAUUCCCCCUCUUUGGGCCGUCACAGGCAGGGCUACAUCAUCACGAGACCAUGAGCCUCAUGUCUUCUACACUGACACCCUGAAGAGGGAGAGGAUGACUAGUCAGCUGUUAGAAGAGAGAGGAAGACACUGACACACAGAAACUCCACAGACCGAUCUGCAUGAAGAUAUUCACAUACGGUACCGAGGUUGAUGAGGAUGUGAUGCUUCUGUGUCUCUGUGGGGGCCAUGUUCUGCAUGACUUCAUCAAUGACCUCAUGUUGCCAGAGGAGGAGAAUUAUGAUGACAAAGGGUGCCAAACCUGUUGAACCAGGAAGUGGACUGGAAAUGGAUUGGUGAAUCAGGAAGUGACAUGGCCAGUGUCUGCCUUCUUACAUCUUAAAAUCUCCAUGUUGUUGUUGUUGUGUAAUAAAACAGACAUGUGUACUUUCAGUCUGGUUUCAUAGACUAGACGUAAUAAAGUGAACGUAUAUAUCCGGGACA